CUCAACAAGCACAAAAUCAACAGUGAUGGAAUGGACAAAGCAGCAUGACAAGGCUCUUCUGGGUGAAAUGACAAUCAGUGAUCUUUUUCAGUACAAGAAGGGCACUCCAGAAAGGGGUCAAUUAUGGGAUUCUAUUGCUGGUAAUUUAAAUGCAAUGGAUUACCCAAAGUUUAAAGUUGCAAAACGGUCAUGUCGCGAUCGUUGGACACUGUUACGCACAAAGUAUAAAAGAAGGAUGUCAGAAGAAAUCCAAGCAACUGGAAUAGAUGCUGAGGUUGGAGAACUUGAUGAGAUCAUUGAAGAUCUUAUUGGAAAAGAAGAUGCUGCUAUUGACAGUGAUAAAGAAGGAAAGAAGAAAGCUGAAGCUGACAAAAAGGCAGCAGAAGAAAUACGGAUUAAGGCUAUGGAACGGUUUGGAAACACCAGAAAAAGAGGUGGAGAGGAUGGAGAGGAAGGAGCCAAAAAGAAAAAAAGGAGAAGUGGCAGUGAUGCAGUAGAAUUUCUCAGAGAAAAAACAAAGUUAGAACAUUCUCUGAGAGAGGAAGAGCUACAGUUAAGGAAAGAUCAACAAAGCCAAACACUGUUGAUAUUACAGCAACAAUUAACAGCAAAUGAAUCAAGCAUUGCUCACCCUCAUGGAAAAAAUGUUGCCUAA
Pocillopora verrucosa is the source of this 655-nucleotide messenger RNA. The record is from RefSeq and is a predicted model, not a curated record. NCBI's taxonomy places the organism in Eukaryota, Metazoa, Cnidaria, Anthozoa, Scleractinia, Pocilloporidae.